This is a messenger RNA of Aphis gossypii (cotton aphid), 2169 nucleotides long. Its product is annotated as E3 ubiquitin-protein ligase Topors-like. Gene Ontology annotation, biological process: protein monoubiquitination; protein polyubiquitination. The record is from RefSeq and is a predicted model, not a curated record. Bases 350 to 1726 code for a protein of 458 amino acids. NCBI's taxonomy places the organism in Eukaryota, Metazoa, Arthropoda, Insecta, Hemiptera, Aphididae. Gene Ontology annotation, molecular function: ubiquitin protein ligase activity. The transcript has 8 exons.
CUGACAGUCCGGACACUAGUUGAUAGUGAUUGUUUGUCGCCUCCGGGACGCGUGGUCCGGCGUACCUGCGUGUAGUGUAGACGCUCUUUGAGUUUUUUUUUUUCUUUUUUUUUUUCUUUUUUACAGGCUAAUGUAGUGCAGUCUGUGACAUUUCUCAUGCUUAAUUGUUUGCGGUACAUUCAUCGCUCGUGGGCAGGUGAGGUUAGGUAGAAUUCUUAACGAUUUACAUUUGUCGUUUGAGACGGUGAGCAGUGGACUGGUGUGAUCGUAUUUUACUUAUUUUAGUCGAGAUUCGCGACUCGAAACCAAUCAAAUCUUUUAGCCACAGAAUUGAAAUUUAUGAUUCAACAUGCCAUUCACCGGAGACUCUGAAGACUCUGAUGUUGUGGAGUUGUCAUCAGAUAAAGAAUCGAUAACACCCCAGACAAAUAGACUUCCUAAUCCCAGAGACCGCUCAUCGUCACCAGUUACAAAUUGUUCAAUUUGUCUUGAUGGUUUAACCAAUAAAUGUUAUACAGAUUCAUGUUUGCAUUUAUUCUGCUUUGAAUGUUUAAAACGAUGGUCAUUUUACGAACCAUCUUGUCCAUUAUGCAAGCAAAGAUUCAACACAAUUUUUCAUUCAUUUGAUGACCAGGGUGACCAUCAAAUAUAUAAUGUUCCUUCAAGAUACCUCACAGAAUUUAUUUUAACAAGAGCAAGAGAGACACCGUCAGGGGCUGAUAUAGCAUUGAAUGUAACGAUGGAACUUCUACGUAUGCAUGUGAUAGAGAUACGUAGGUCGUCGUAUGACUCUAAUUCAUCUGGCUCAAAUAAUGGCAAUGAUCAAUAUAAUGUGAUUGGGAAUUUUAUACGUCAAUUACCAACCCCACACAUAACGAUAGGUCAAGUAUUGAGAGUACAAGUGUAUUCUGAAAAUGCGUGGGCUCUACCAUUACCUGAUCCAUUUGGCCAUUUUAGAGAAUGUGAUGCAGCUUACUUUCGAAAUAAUCCAGCUCAAGUCCAUAGAUUACAACCAUUCAUCGCUAGAGAUCUUAUCGCCAUAAAGAAAGCUGCAAUACUAGCCGGUGACCGCACAAAUAUAUCUAGGAUUAAUGUUAUUGCUGUGGCAAAUAUGAUAUUACAAACAGUAACAUCCUUUGACAUAAGAGAGGGGUUUAUUGUUAACAGCUUAAUACCUCUUCUGCAUGAGCGUACAUAUCAUUUUUGUCAUGAAUUUUAUAAUUUUGCUAGUAGUCCAUAUGACAUGGAUGACUAUGACCGCAAUGUUCGAUUUACUUUUGAAUUUGAGACUGCACCUCCACUUAGAGAAAAUGUAUCUAGUGAUUUAUCAGCGUUUGCAUCACCACCACUAGCAAUUCCACUGGAAAGUCCUGUUACAAUUGUAUUGGAUUCGGAUGAUGAAGAAAGUCAAUUGCAAGAAGUUAUCAUAAUUAGUGAUGAUUCUGAUGAUGAUAUGUUAAUAAACUUAAUGGAUACUUCUAGUAGUGAUUCCGAUAAUUCCGAUUUUGAAAUUCUAUCCUUCCAUCCUAGUGGAUCACUGAAUUCUGCUUUAGUAAACCAACCAUCUACAUCUACUGGAAUUCGAGAUUUAUUAGAUCAACCAUCUACAUCUACUGGAAUUCGAGAUCCAUUAGAUCAACCAAGCUAUAUGGUUAGGCGCAAUUUAAAGAGACGGAGACUUAAUGAAAGGUUCGAUGCAGAUUCUUCAUCAUCUGAUGAAGACUGAAUUAAUGCUACUUGAAGUUCUGAAACUGAUCGUAUGAAAUCUUGAGAUAUUAAUAACAAUAAAAGAUACCAAAAAAAAAAAAAAAAAUAGAAAAUUAAAUAAUGAUUCGAGGUCUGAAUUCGCAGCAUCAACAGAAAUCAUUCAUCUUCGGUGAUACAAAUAUAAGACCAAAUAACAAUUUUAUUCAUACUGAUAUUGUACUAUAAACUAAUAUUCAUUUGUUAAAAGGAAAAAUUUUUGUAAUUAUCUGACCGUGGACCUUAAAAAUAUUAAUACUAUGAAGCUUUUUUAUAGUCACCACAAAAAUCAGUUACUAGUUUAAUUAAAUAAAGCUAUAAUACUAAAGAGUUAUGAGCGAAAAGUAAUAAAUAAGUUAUUAUUUAUAUGUUAUAAAUAACUUAACUAAAAUGUUAUGUUUUACUAUUUAUUAUAAUUUAAAAUGU